AUGGCCCCUUCUGCAACGGAUAUCCUGCCGGAGGCCAGCAGCGCAUCUAACAAGGGCCUCACUCUGUCUAAGCAGACCUCGCAUUAUGUCGACUUGUGGUCCAAACAUGUGGCCGUCGAGAGUGCCCAAGACCACAUCAUCACCGAUGUAGAUGGGAAGAAGUACAUAGACUUCAUCUCUCAGUUCGCCGUCAUGAACUUUGGCUAUUCUCACCCUAAAAUUGUCAAAGCUGCCACUGAGCAAAUUCAAAAGAUGCCGCUCGUCGGCACUGCCUACAUCAGCCCUCUCUAUGCCAAGUUUGCAGAGCGCAUCACAACGAAAUUCGGCUACGACUCUAUUGCAACCAUGCUCAGCGGCUCUGAAGCUGUCGAAUCCGCUGUCAAGAUCGCUCGCAAGUGGGCUUACACCAAGAAGGGCAUCUCGGAGGGUGAAGCCUGGAUCCUCACCACCGAUCAGUGUUAUCACGGGUUGACACUAGCAACCAUGCCUCUUGCUACCGUCGUUGCAAAGAACUUUGGCCAACACGUUCCCAAUGUCGGCCCGUAUGCGCCAACGAGUGGAAAGCUGAUUCAGUAUGGGGAUGUGGAAGUGCUUGAAGAAACCUUCAAGCAAGAUGGCCACAAGAUCGCAGCUUUCCUAGUCGAAGCUGUUCAGGGUUGGGCUGGUACUCGCUUCCCACCAAAGGGAUAUCUCAAGGCUGUGCAAGAACUCUGCAACAAGUACAACAUCCUCUUUAUCUGCGACGAGAUCCAGUCGGGUUAUGGACGAACUGGCAGGGACUUGGCGUACCAACACGAAGAAGGCGUCCGUCCAGAUCUGGUCACGCUUGGAAAGGCGGUUACUGGAGGAUUUUACCCCAUGUCUGUCAUCAUGGGCAAGAAGGAUGUGAUGGAUGUCCUCGGUAAGAACGAGGUCCUCUCAACCUUUGGCGCAGCCCCUGUCGCAUGCGCUGCAGCCAUAGCUUCUCUUGAAGUUCUCGAGGAAGAAAAGAUCUCGGAGCGCUCUCAACGUCUAGGAGAACUACUCGCCAAGACAGUCAAGAAGUUGUCGCCCCCUCACGUCAAGGAACUCCGAGGAGGUGCCCUCUUCCAAUCUCUUGUUCUAGACGAGUCUGUCCCUGGCGUCACCGCUCGACGGGUAGCUGCACUGGCCGCGCUCAGAGGAGUUUUGGUGGGCAUCGGAGCUGGUCGCCUGCGCUUCAGCCCGCCAAUCACCAUUACUGAGGAAGAUCUUGUCAAGGCUAUCGAGAUUGUCGUACAGGCUCUGAAGGAUGUUACUACUUUGGGCGAUUUCCCUGGCAGCGACUUUAUCAACUAG
Molecule: messenger RNA, 1317 nt
Organism: Fusarium falciforme
Lineage: Eukaryota; Fungi; Ascomycota; Sordariomycetes; Hypocreales; Nectriaceae
Product: Ornithine aminotransferase
Exons: 6
Coding region: 1-1317 (438 amino acids)
Cellular component (GO): cytoplasm
Molecular function (GO): identical protein binding; pyridoxal phosphate binding; L-ornithine transaminase activity
Source: RefSeq, a predicted model, not a curated record